CCGACGUCGCAAAUAGUGAAAUCGCACAUUCUAAAACGGAAAAAUCAAGAGGCGGCGGGCGGUGGCGGCGCUAGGGUUUUCGAUCGACAUGGAUUCUUCCUCGAUGAGAAGUGUUGUGUUGGCAUUUAUCGACAAUCCUACUGUUUUGGUAAGUGGGGUUCUUCGUGCAAGCAGGGAGCUUGGAAUUGGGCAGCAAGAACCUCAAACUAUCAACCAGGCAUCUCCUUCAGGUGAGCUGCCACUGGAUUCCACCUCUGUGGAUAAUGUGAUUGCCGUCUGUGGGUCUGAAUUUUCCAAUGAUAAGUUGUCUGAAGAAAUUUAUAGAGUUUUGAAGCCUGGUGGGACUGUCAUCAUUUUCAAGAAUUUGCAGUCUGGGAUUGGGGAAACAGAUAAGGCUGUCUCUGCCCUUGAGAGGAAGUUACUAUUGGCAGGGUUUUCAGAAGGACAACGUCUUCAGCUAGAAUCUUCUGCUGAAGUUGAUCAGAUUUUUGGGGUUAAGGCUAAAAAGCCUUCUUGGAAAAUUGGAUCAGCAUUUGCUAUUAAGAAGGCUCCCAAAAGUUCAUUGAAACUUCAGAUAGAUGAAGAUUCAGAUUUGAUUGAUGAAGAUAGCCUCUUGACUGAAGAGGAUUUGAAGAAACCCCAACUACCAACUGUUGGUGACUGUGAAGUAGGAAGCACAAGGAAAGCCUGCAAGAGCUGCACUUGUGGAAGAGCUGAGGCAGAAGAGAAAGGGCAAAAGCUAGAACUGACAAUGGAUCAGAUAAACAAUCCUCAGUCAGCUUGUGGCAAUUGUGGACUAGGUGAUGCUUUCCGUUGUGGUACAUGCCCCUACAAGGGUCUUCCACCAUUUAAGCUGGGUGAAAAGGUAUCACUGCCUGGGAACUUUCUUGCAGCUGACAUUUGAACUUGAAGGCUGAUUUUUCACUGUUGAAGCUUUUCUUCUUAGAUGCUACAGAAGCUCACAGGCUCAAUCUUCCCUACCCUUUUUGGGUCGUUUCCUAUAAUUCACUGUUUCAGUUCCAUAUUCUGGCUUAGUGUGGUAAAGGAACUUGCAUGUGGCUGUGUUUGAUUAGAUCAAGUCCGAGACUUUGGACUAAAAGCAAAAAAUGUCAUUGUGUGUGUGGUGGUGUUUCACUAAUGAAAUUCUAAAAUAAGGAAUUGUGUAGAUUCUUGGAGAUUUCCUCUGAUUCCUUGCCCUAUAUUUCAUAGCUAACUGAUGGUAUUGAAAAUGAUUUUGUAUUAAUACUAUUCAAACAUUGAUAAUCUAUUACUGUUAGGCAUAUACAUACAAAUUUGGGAAGAGGCAUCAUGACAUGGUAGAUUAUUGUUUGUCCAAGCUUCCACUUCACAUCUUGGCCAAAUAAUCUGAAAGUGGUAUA
Rubroshorea leprosula is the source of this 1379-nucleotide messenger RNA. The record is from the annotation of a GenBank genome assembly. NCBI's taxonomy places the organism in Eukaryota, Viridiplantae, Streptophyta, Magnoliopsida, Malvales, Dipterocarpaceae.